Messenger RNA from Hyphopichia burtonii NRRL Y-1933, 1468 nucleotides. Its product is annotated as FG-nucleoporin. Bases 91 to 1398 code for a protein of 435 amino acids. Gene Ontology annotation, molecular function: metal ion binding. The transcript has a single exon. The record is from RefSeq and is a predicted model, not a curated record. NCBI's taxonomy places the organism in Eukaryota, Fungi, Ascomycota, Pichiomycetes, Serinales, Debaryomycetaceae.
AAAAAAAAAAAAACAUAGCGAAAAGCAGAGAAACGAAUUCAAGUCUGAUUUUGCAAAGAUUAAGAAUAUCUAAGAUUAGCAGCUAAGUGGAUGAGUGGUAAGAAAAGGAAUACUCCGUGUCUUUAUUACCAAAGGGGCAAUUGCAAGUUUGGUAACUCGUGUAACUUUCAGCAUAUAAAGAAAAACGAAAGAUCAGAUGGGUUUGGUAAUCAAAACGCUGCCAGUGGAUUUGGAGCAGGAAUGAAUUCAUCGGGGCAGGGGUUUGGUGCUUCUGGGUUUGCGUCUUCUGGUGGUUUUGGAUCAGGUAACGCAAAUAGCGGUGGAGCCUUUGGAAAUCAAGGUUUUGGAAGUGCUAAUGCUGGAGGUGGUUUUGGAAGUGCUAGUACUGGAGGAGGAUUUGGAAGUGCUAGUACUGGAGGUGGUUUCGGUGGCUCGGGUUUUGGGAGUGCAGGUUUUAGAGGGGCUAAUUCCCUGAAUACUGGGGCUGGUUUUGGGAGUCAAGGUUUUGGCCCUAAUUCUCUGAGUGCUGGAGGCGCUUUCGGAAGCCAAACUUUCGGAAGUGCUAAUACUGGAGGAGGUUUUGGUAGCACAGGCUUUGGGGGUGCUAGUUCCCUGAAUACAGGAGGUGUCUUUGGAAAUACCAGUUUUGGGAGUGCUGGUAACUCUGCUCCCUUUGGUGCAAAUAGUGCUACUGGGAACAGUGGGCCCUUUGGUUCUUCUAAUAAUGGUCAGUCUGGAUUUGGAAAUGCAUCCACCUCACUGGGAUCUGUAUUCGGCACAAACCCUGGUACUAAUACUUCGCUGGCCUUUGGUGUUAAGACCCAAGAUAACCCAUUCGCAACUAGUUCUAAUCCACAAUCUGCAUUUGGAGGGUUCUCUUCUCAGAACAACGCUAACUCCUCUUCUGCUUUUGGUCAAGCUCAAGCAUCCAGUUCAAGUCCUUUUGGGCAACUGCAACCCGCUAAACCUAGUCCUUUUGGCCAAUCUCAGUCUGCCAAACCAAGUCCGUUUGGUCAAUCGCAACCGGCCAGUUCUAGUUCCUUCGGCCAAGCCAGUACUACUCCUCCUUUCGGUAGUACCUCAUUCGGUCAAUCAAAACCUGCCCAACAAAGUGGAUUUGGUGCAUCUUCUGUUCAAUCCAAUAAUCCACCUUCAUCUGCAUUUGGGUCCUCUAACCCUGCCGGCUUUUCGGGUUUUGGUACCGGGAGCCAAAAUAAUAAUGCCUUCCAGCUGUCUGGGAAGCAUACAUCACAAUCAUUGGGUUCAUCUGAAAACUCAAAUGAAAUAACAGAUCCUUCACUCAGUGAAUACGAUCCCGAAAUUUCAAAAGCUUUCAAUGCUCCAAACUUUGAGUUGGGUAAGAUCCCCGAAGUAAUUCCCCCAGCAGCCUUCUGCUAGCAUUCUGUUUCUGUAUUUAUAUAUUUGUAUAGUAGGUUAUUUAGUUUAAUGUGAUUAUGUCUAACGGAAA